AUGGAUUUUGCACCGCAUUGGGCUACAAGUUGUAAAUGCAACGUAUGUGGAGAAAUACCUGACACUGCUCCUUUAUAUCAUUGCCCGUUGAAGCAUCAAUUUUGUUUGGUGUGUUACGAGGAGUUGAAGAGGAAUUACAAGGGUACCACUGCUGAAGGUUCAACAUGUCCUAGCUGUCAAUUUAACGGCAAGUUCGAGAGGAGUCGGAUCAACACUGAUUUUUUGAGGAAAUUGAAGAUUAAACCGGGAAUCGGGAGACCGUAUAGAUACAGUUCCAAAAUCGUACAGGCGGCGAAACAAAGAAACAAUUUCACCGCCACGACAGAACCUCAAAGCGAGGAAAAAAAUCACAAGCAUAGCUUCGGAGAACCGCAUAAUGUUACUGUUGAAGACUUAUUCCAACUACCUUCCAACCAAGUCCAGAGGCUGCUGCGAAAGAAAUCCUACAGAAACGUACAAGGAGAAACCGUCGAAGAGGAAGAAGAAUUCGAGGAAGAGGAAGAAGAUACUGCAGAGCCUCUACUGGAACCAAUAAGAAGCGAGACGUUUCUUUUAGCGCAAUCAAAGAAACCUUUGCAAUGCCCCCACUCUCACUGCAAUAAAACCAUAGCCGUCUCGGCGUUUGCAAACCACUUCCGCUACGAGCACAAGGAUAUCAAAACCAUAACAUCUGAAAGAGGCAAAGUAACAACUAUAUCAGUAGAUGCAGCAGCAAUAGAGAAAAUAGAGCACGGUGUUGAUGUGUGCGUCGCCAUGAUAACAAUAUACGAAAGAAACAAAAUAGACCUCACAAAAUCCAAGAGUUCCAGAAGCGUUCUAAGAACCUGUAAUAAAUUCCAACAAUCAGUCCCAGUGGACACCUUCUGGGUGAUGGUGUCAGGAUCUGAAGAAAGAAACGAACACCUCUCGUAUGUUUUCUACUGGGUCUUCACCAACACAGACGACUCUUAUAGGUGCACCAUAGAGUUAGCCUCGAAGAAGGACACCAUCAACGUCUCUACAUUUUGUUACGUCAAUAGUACCACCAAGGAGACCUUUUCGAAUCUUCCAGAAAAUGUCAACUGUCUCAUUUUGGGACACAACGUUUAUACUGCUCUUCUAAAAGAAGGUGUAGAUGUCAAAUUGAGGGUCACAAUACAUUAAAUGAAAUUUAGUGUUGUCAGGAUUAAAACUAUU
Messenger RNA from Brassicogethes aeneus, 1176 nucleotides. The record is from the annotation of a GenBank genome assembly. Lineage: Eukaryota; Metazoa; Arthropoda; Insecta; Coleoptera; Nitidulidae.